This is a messenger RNA of Fonsecaea pedrosoi CBS 271.37, 1242 nucleotides long. RefSeq lists its product as uncharacterized. The record is from RefSeq and is a predicted model, not a curated record. The transcript has 3 exons. Gene Ontology annotation, cellular component: cytosol. Gene Ontology annotation, molecular function: NADH pyrophosphatase activity; metal ion binding. Gene Ontology annotation, biological process: NADP+ catabolic process; NAD+ catabolic process. Lineage: Eukaryota; Fungi; Ascomycota; Eurotiomycetes; Chaetothyriales; Herpotrichiellaceae. The coding region runs from base 1 to 1242 and encodes 413 amino acids.
AUGGCCGCCGCCAUCCCGCACCCAGAACUACCCACUCCGGCACACCUCGAUCGCGACUCUGCGCUCGGGCGCAAGUUCGGGAAAGAGGUGACGAAUUAUUUUGGAGGGUCGCCGAUCAACCGCGUCUCGUUCCUCCGCGAAGACUACCCCUUCCUCGCCGGCGCGUUUGCGCACCCGUCGGCGCGCUUCCUCGUCUUCAAGACCCUCUCCCCGCUGGUCAAGUCCCCUACCGAGAUCCACUUUGCGACCUACGACGAGAUCAAGACCAUCCUGCCCGAGAACCCGUUCGCGCGGCCCGAAAAGGACAUCAUCGCCGACUUCGACUCGAGCAUAGAUAUCCCCCAGGUGGUCUUUCUGGGCCUGGAUGAGAAGGUCACCGACGGCUACUCGUACAAGAAUUUCACGGGUGCGCCGCACUGGGCCGUGGACAUCACGCCCAAGAAGACAUAUGAGAAGGAGGCCAACGAGUUGAUUGAGUCGUUUGUGGCAAAUGGGCUCAAGUUUAGUGAGGGGAUGCGGGCCAUGAGUUUCCCGGCCGACAUUGCUGCCCAGUACGCUCAGGGCCGCCACUAUCUCGACUGGAACUACCGCAACACCUUCUGCGGCACGUGUGGUCAUAGAACCCUCUCCACGCACGCCGGUGCCAAACGAGUCUGUCCCCCCACCGAUAAAGCCGAAACCCCCCAGGAGCGCGAACCUUGCACCACCCGGACCACGCUCUCGAACCUGACGUUCCCCCGCACCGAUCCCACCGUCAUCGUCGCCGUCCUCAGCCACGACAGCAAACGCCUCCUCCUGGGCCGACAAAAGCGCUGGCCACCCCACUGGUUUUCCACACUCGCGGGCUUCAUUGAGCCAGCCGAGAGUGUCGAGGACGCCGUCCGUCGCGAAGUCUGGGAGGAGUCCGGAGUCGUGCUGUCGCGCGUCCUCGUGCAUUCCACCCAGCCCUGGCCGUACCCGGCGAAUUUGAUGAUUGGUGCUAUUGCGCAGGCGGCGUCGCCGGAGGACGAGGCGAUUCGCUUGGAGUACGAUCCCGAAUUGGAAAUGGCGAAAUGGUUCACAUUGGAGGAGGUUCAAGAGGCUCUCCAGAACGGGACAAGCGGGCUCGGCGAUCCGCCCCCAGAGGGGUACAAGGAGGGUGGGUUGAGAUUACCGCCUCCAACGGCAAUUGCGAACCAGUUGAUCUCGGCGGUAGUGAAAGGUGGGUUUUUGGAGGGUGUCACGCCGAUCACGAAGCUGUAG